UGUGGAAUGGGAACUGGAGCUGGAAAUGAGAGUCUCUGAAAGACAAGAUACGAAACAAAAGAGAGGUAAGGAUUAAGGAGGGAAUAGAAGAAACCUCACUAUUAGAGAUUGGGAAAAAUAGGAGAGACUUAGCAGGGGAGUCUUUCUGGAUUCUGGCAAAUCUUUCUAUAAAAGUGAGAAAUUUUGGAAGAGGUUCAGUUCACAACUGAUAGACAGGAGGAAAUACAAGUUGGCUACCAAGAUAGUAGGGACUUGAAGUGAAAUGAAUUCAUUUUCUUGUGGUUAAUAACUGGAGGAAUUAUGGAUAUGAAGGGAUGCUAAGCAGAAGGAUGAUGGCAUGAAUUGUAGUUUACAGAAUGGCCUUGUUGGUAUUUCUAAGCAAGGAGCAAAUAAAGUGAUGAUAACUAGGUGGCUGUGACAUAGAAAUGGCUAUUUUCUCUCCUUGUCCUCGCAGACAAGUCACGAACGUAAAUAACAGGCACAAAUUGACUCCUAGUCCUUUUCCUCUCCUGACCUGAUGCUGAGGUUUUGUGGGGUCAGCGGGAAUACAAAUGAAUAUGAUAGGCUUGGAUGAAAUGACACAAAUGAGAGUGUUUGUUUGACAGGUUGGUGAGUGGCUUCAUGGAGUGAAAUACUGGAGGAUGGAAAGAGGGAUCAAAUGUGAACUCCCAAGGAGACUUGUCAGGUCAAGGACGUGACUUUUUAAGUGGAUUGAGUGGCUGAGGAAGGGUGAACAGGUGAGAGUAGCUGAUUGAAGUGCUGUUUUGUAAUUAUAUUGUUCUAGACAUAUUAUCUGUUUCAGACUAAUCGAGACGGUUUGAUUGAAGGAAUGAAAAAUACUUGCUCAUGUUUUCUUCAGAGACAGUGCUUCAUUUUUCAGUGUAAGGUUAAUUCCAGUUGUUUCAAAUGGGUUGGAAUUUUUUUCUCUCAGCCUGUGUGCAUAAACUUUACUGUCACUAGUGAGAACAGUUUGCAUCAUGAGCCUGCCAUCCCUUUCAGGCUCUCCCUCUUAAAUCAUGGUGCAUUAGUGCUAUUGAAUAAAGAAUUUUCUGGAAACAUUAUCCAACUUGUAUAUUGUAUUGAAUAUCUGCUUCUAAGUUUAGCUAUCAUACUAAUCUGAGUGCUAUUUUCUAAUGGAAAUUUGGACUUUGGCACUAUGCCAGUGUGUUUUGUGCAAGAAUUAGAAGGAAAAAAAAUUGUACCCAAGUUUUUUGUACUAGAUUUGCAAUACUUAUAGGUGUGAUUUGUGUGUUGGAUUGUGCAGAGUGCUGGUCUAACUGUAGGGGUGAUAUUGGAAAAAACAGGAACUAAAUGCUCAGUAGACUUCAAUUAGUUGCAUUUCAAUUACAGAGUUAAUUAAACAGAACUAACCAAGGAAGCCUUAUUUCAUACAUCCUGGAAUCAUGAUCAGCUAAUGGUGCAUGUUGCAUGCAGAGUGAAACUCUGAAAGUAGUACACACUAUGCUGAAGAAUAUGUGACAUGCACAUAUUUAGUAGAUAAUUACUUUUAUGCUGUAGUUUUUACUCUACAGCUGUUGAAACAAGGAAGGAAUACUCAUGUGUGCCAAGUGUGACACCUGCUCCAGUAACUGUAAGUAAAUAGACUAUUGUAAUUACUGAGACAUAUUAUGAGGGAGAGGUCUUAUAAAAUAAUGAGAAUGCUAGUGUUUUGCAUAUUUUGUGGCACUUUCAGAAGUACAGAUGAGGUGAUGGAGUUGUCACUUGUCCCAAAAAAUCCUUUCACACUACAUGAUAGAGCAAAUCUUAUUAAAUGCUUAUUCAGAUACAAUCAAUAAACUAGAAAUUCUCAGUGAAUCUCAGACAUAUGUCAGUGAUUCUUUUUCUGCAGCUGAAUGAGAGUAAACAAAUGGAAUAGGGUGGCCAUAGGAUUAUUAGUUCAACAAUCAGCAAACUGGCCACACUAAUGGUUGUUGCUGCAUAAUUCUGAAAUUAUCUUGGGAAGAAUCUGUGCAAAUGCACUUUCCACAAGCAGUGUAUGCAUCAUGAGUGCUUUAGAGGUACACAAGGCAGUAAUGGAUCAGAAACACCCUGCAAUUGAGUGGAAGCCCAAGCCAGUGUAUCUGUCUCAGACAGAAAGUGUGUGGUGUAUGUUGUUUCUGAAGUCUCUGUGCUACUCAGGUUUGUCCAUCUUCUUGUUACCUACUUCCACACUGAGGCAUCCACUGACAAUGUGUCAUCUUGGGCUAAGAAACAUCUGAUUCUUCUUCCCACUCCCCAUCCAACCCCCUCCCUGCCUGUAGAGGCUAAAGAAAGAGGCAGGAACAAGGCUGAAGGCAAGGAAGCAUUGCUCUUCUAGGCAGAGAACUGAGUCACCAAGACAGAGAAUGAACAGUCAGCUGCCAAACAACAGAGAGGGACUGAGUCCAACAGGCCCCUCUCUCACUGAGUCACAGGGUGCUCUGUUCAUUUCCUGGCAAAGCAAAAUUGGCAUACUUGAGGUUUUCUUUUGUUUGCUUUGAAGCCUGCCUUUGGCACAAGCCAGUGGGAAAAUACACUUUGGCUUAAACAAAGUUCUUAGUACCCUGCUAUUGUAUUAAGUCACUCACAUGUAUUUGGAAGUGGUGAAACAGCCUGCGGACAGCUGGGCAGGUCUAUCAGGGAAUUGGAUUUCGGGAUGUAACAUUUUCAUUGGGUUAGUUAAUGGACUUGGAGAAAUGCAGGACAAUAAUGACAUUUCACACAGGAACAAGUUCUACAUCUUCAGAUGUUCAAGAUAUGUUUUUGAUGCUCCUGUUUUAAAAAUGUGGUAUAAUAGUGACCGUUUUAGAAGAAUUAUUACACUUAGUCUUCGCUAGUCCUUCACAGUAAGGAAAUGCCUGCACAGUUUAUAAGGAUGUUGAAACAAGUGUUGCCAGUUUUUAUGGGUUAGUUAACACUUGAUGCUUUCCAACUGAGAAAUGUCUGAUCCCGUACCAUGCAGUGCAAGUAUGCAGAGGUUGCAGUGGGAGUCAUCUGGGGUUAAAGUAAAAUAAUUUCUCAUCAGAGUUUGGUUUAACCAUUUCAUUCAUCUGCACAUGAGUUAUAAUUAAUUUUUAAUGUUAAACAAACUUUGUUCUGAAAGUACCUGCAUGUAUCUCCCAGGUUCUUAGGCACAAUUGAAGCUGUCCCUAAUUCUGUGUGUGAAUUCUGAUGUUGUUUUUCAGUCAGUCUCUGUCUUUUUCAACCAUGUUACUGCACAGAGUAAGAAAAAGGCAGGAAAAAAUCCUGUGUGGCAUAGGUGUAGAAUGCAGAGUGGAUCUUGUUCAGAUCCUGAAGUGUCCUGCUUGGGAUGUAGUGUCAUGUGCUUUGAUCUGUCUGAUGGCUGGUCUGCCAGAAAUGGACAAACAGUGUUGAGUUUUGAAGAAAAUAAAUCAGAACUCUUAAUUUCUGAAUGCCUGUUCACAGUCAGCAGGGAAGUAUUUGGCAGUAUAGGGAUAGAGCAUGGGAAGUGCAGUGUGUUGUACCCAUAAUUAAUAGGAGUUCCUUUAGAAAAGGUAAAACCUCAGAACUUUAUUCUUAGUUUUAAUACUGAUAUGAUAGAGCUGAUAUGAUAGAGCUGGAUGAAGAUAGGAUCAGAGCAGAUUAUAAACAGGAAAAUAGAGUUAAUACGGGUAGUGAUACAAAAUACAAAAGACUGCCUUGUUUUUGAAGGCAUAGUUUUGAAAAGAUAAAAUAUUUUUACAUGUACUGCAUCAGCUGCAGGAAGUUUUGAAUGAAAGUUGUUGGGUUUUAACUUAUCUACGAAAAAUGUGCUGAGUCACUAUACAGCCCCUUUGUUUCUGGGUACAGAUCCCUGUUAAUCACAUUUUAAUGUACAGGAGAUCAGUGUACAACUCUGCUGUGGAUAUGCUGUUCCCGUGCUGCAGUCCGGAGCAGCCUGUGCCUCCCUCCCCGCUGGAGGGAACAGCGCUGGGACACUGUCCCAGUGUCACCCUGCGCCUGAGCCGCCGUCCCUCCGCCAGCAGAGAGCAGUGCAGCCCUUCGCCGGGAUUUCAGGGCCCAUAACUGCAAACAUAUGUGGGAAACAAAGCAGAAGAGUAAGGAGGAAUAUACACAGAAGCACUGAACACAGAGGCAGACCUGAAUGUGAAGGUGGGAUAGGGAGGUUGCGCUCGAUGGGGAAAACAAUGGAGAGUGAAGUUGAUGCAAAGUGGGCAUGAAAAGAGGAGAGGAAACCCCAAAAUACAGACCCUGCUAAAGCAAGCUGGAGACCUGAAGGAUGAAAGUAACACAUCUUGGAAUGAGAUUGUGGCAUUCCUGUUACCCAAUGAGCCACAGGAGUGGUACAGCUUCUGGUGCUGGGCAUGGAGGAAGGACAGGGACCCAGGAUGUGCAACGAGUCUGUAGCACCAUAGAGCAAUAUAGGUGUGCUUUUCUGGAUUCUAGAUCUUAAUGUGCUUCUUGUAGUGAAUUGGGGUGAAUUAUCCCUAUGUCUGCAUGCUGAUACUAAUCUGUGACUAACAGAGGAGAAAGAAAACCACACAGGAUUAUUUUCGAAAUGUUGCUCUUGGAGUACAUUGUUUCCCAUGAAAAUGUUUUUGCCGGAGUGCAAGGAUAGAGGCACAGCUUGUAUAGCAUUUAUUCCUGACUCUUAUAUUUGGGGUUUUUUCCUGAACUAAUUUGGCACUUCAAUCAUAUAUUGUAUUAAGAUGGUCAGAUAAAUUUCAGCUGCAGAGGAUUGUGUUUUCAACAUCUGACUCAAGAAGUAAAUCAGAAUCCAAUCAAAAAAUGUGUGGGGCUGUGUUUUAGGGAACAGAGGAAAGGGGAAAAGGAGUUGACAUUUCUUGUAAUGGGUACAGCAUGUCCACAAAUCCAGUUUAUUAAGGAUUUUUCCUCUAUUUUUAGCAGAAUGUUGAAACCAAAUGUUUUUUUCUCCCCUUCUUCUAGUACCAUCUCCUGAACUCUUUGUAAAAUGUCAGUCUGUUCUGUAAAAUCUGCAGCAUUCUAAUGGUGCUUUCAGGCUUACUUUGACCUUUUGAAAUCAUUACUACCCCCACCCCCUACAGGCCCCCAUUUUUCCUUACUUAAUUGCACACAGGAAUAGGGAAAUAGGAAUCCAAUUUAUUGUUAUCCAGGUGGCGUUUCCUGUUACUUAGCUUUAUAGUUUUCUGUAUAGUAAUUAGUAUGCAGAAAGCUGGAGAGAUGCCUGUAGUUCCAAAAUGAACUCUCUGUAGCUCUCUCCCUCCCUCCCUCCCACUUGCGCUCUCCUUUUGGCACCGCCCCUUCCAUGCACCCUUUAGCCAGCAGCAAGACAGCUGUGUUUGAUCAUAAACCACUUAAACUCCAGGCUCACUGGCAGGGGAAACUUUAGCGUGAAGUGCAGCAUUGGUUUCUCCCGGGGAAGGGAGCUUUCUUCUCUUUUCCUUUCUGCCUUCCCAGAUACUGAGGACUGUAGCAGCACUCUCCUUUUAAUUUCUCUGUGAACUUGUGUGAAGCUAAUCAAAUUUUUCUGAGUCUGUUGCGGCAUUGAGAGAUGCCCUUUAACAGAGUUGUGGAAAAGAGCAGCAUAAAGCAGACAGCAGAGAUGAAGCAUGCCUUGUAGAUGGACUAAGACAGCCCUGGGAUCCUGGUAAGCACUUCAUUCCCUGCAUUCUCUGAGCACUUCAUAUUACUAACAAGCCUCUCUAAGCAAUGGAUUGUCUGUGAAGUCAAAACCAGUUUCGCUCUUCCAGAAGAUCUUGCAUCAUUAACUUAAACUCUCAAUGUGGAGUAAAAAUGGCUGUCUAGAGCAAAAUGUAUAAGAGAGAAAAAUUUUGGAGAAGAAAGUAUUGAAUCAGUUGAACAGAGCUUUGAAGCAUUACAAUCUGCAGAAAUCGUCAAGCCCUGAGAAGUCUAAUCAUGAAUUCUGGAGUUGCUAUGAAAUAUGGAAAUGAGUCCCCUGCAGAGCUGAGUGAGCUUCAUUUAGCAGCCCUGGCUUCAUUAAAGGGAGACAUUGUGGAGCUUAAUAAGCGUCUACAACAAACAGAAAAGGAGCGUGACCUAUUGGAAAAGAAAUUGGCAAAGGCACAGUGUGAGCAGUCCCACCUGAUGAGAGAGCACGAGGAUGUGCAGGAGCGAACAACGCUGCGCUACGAGGAGCGGAUCACAGAGCUGCACAGCAUCAUUGCCGAGCUCAACAAGAAAAUUGAUCGGCUGCAGGGAGCAACCAUAAGGGAGGAGGAUGAGUACUCGGAGCUGCGGUCAGAGCUGAGCCAAAGCCAGCAGGAGGUUAAUGAAGACUCACGCAGCAUGGACCAGAACUCUGUCUCAGUGCCAGAGAACCAGUCCACCAUGGUCACUGCAGAUGUGGAUAACUGUAGUGACUUGAAUUCAGAACUGCAGAGAGUGCUGACAGGUCUGGAAAAUGUUGUCUGUGGGAGGAAGAAAAGCAGCUGCAGUUUAUCGGUGGCAGAAGUGGACAGGCACAUUGAACAACUCACUACUGCCAGCGAACAUUGUGAUUUAGCUAUUAAGACUGUGGAGGAGAUUGAGGGAGUGCUGGGACGUGACCUUUAUCCAAACCUUUCUGAGGAGAGGUCUCGGUGGGAGAAGGAACUGGCUGGCCUGCGGGAAGAGAAUGAGAGCCUCACAGCCAUGUUGUGCAGCAAGGAGGAGGAGCUCAACAGGACCAAGGCCACCAUGAACGCUGUCCGUGAGGAGAGGGACAGGCUGCGUAGAAGGGUUCGGGAGCUGCAGACUCGUUUGCAGAGUGUGCAGGCCACGGGCCCGUCCAGCCCGAGCCGCCUUACUCCUGCCAACCGCCCCGUCAACCCCAGCACGGGAGAGCUGAGCACCAGCAGCAGCAGCAACGACAUUCCCAUCGCCAAGAUUGCUGAAAGAGUGAAGUUGUCAAAGACAAGAUCAGAGUCUUCAUCAUCUGAUAGACCUGUCUUAGGAUCAGAAAUCAGCAGCAUAGGGGUCUCUAGUUCUGUGGCUGAACAUUUGGCGCAUUCCCUCCAAGACUGCUCAAACAUCCAGGAAAUCUUCCAGACUCUCUAUUCACAUGGAUCUGCUAUCUCUGAAAGCAAAAUCCGAGAGUUUGAAGUGGAAACGGAGAGAUUAAAUAGCCGUAUUGAGCACCUGAAAUCCCAGAACGACUUGCUGACAAUAACACUGGAGGAAUGCAAGAGCAAUGCAGAGAGGAUGAGCAUGCUUGUGGGCAAGUACGAGUCCAAUGCCACAGCCCUCAGGCUGGCACUGCAGUACAGUGAACAGUGCAUAGAAGCAUAUGAGCUGCUGUUGGCAUUGGCAGAAAGUGAGCAGAGUCUCAUUCUUGGACAAUUCAGAGCUGCAGGUGUUGGUUCUGUUGGGGACCAGACAGGUGAUGAAAAUGUCACACAGAUGCUUAAGAGGGCUCAUGACUGCAGGAAGACUGCUGAGAAUGCAGCAAAAGCCUUGCUGAUGAAGCUGGAUGGGAGCUGUGGGGGAGCCUAUGCAGUCACAGGCUGUAGUGUGCAGCCCUGGGAAAGCCUGUCCUCCAACAGCCACACCAGUACUACCAGCUCAACAGCAAGCAGUUGUGACACAGAGUUUACAAAGGAAGAUGAGCAGCGGCUGAAGGAUUAUAUCCAGCAGCUGAAAAAUGACAGGGCAGCAGUGAAGCUUACAAUGCUGGAGUUGGAAAGCAUCCACAUUGAUCCCCUUAGUUACGAUGUUAAGCCACGUGGAGACAACCAGAGGCUGGACCUGGAAAAUGCAGUCUUGAUGCAGGAACUCAUGGCAAUGAAGGAAGAGAUGGCAGAGCUCAAGGCACAGCUUUACCUGCUGGAGAAGGAGAAGAAGGCUUUGGAAUUGAAGCUGAGCACUCGAGAGGCCCAGGAGCAGGCCUACCUUGUCCAUAUUGAACACUUGAAGUCUGAAGUGGAAGAACAAAAAGAGCAGAGAAUGAGGUCUCUCAGCUCAACCAGCAGUGGAAGCAGAGACAAACUGGGCAAGGACUGUAGUGAUGGCACUGCAACACCGCUAACCCUUGCUGAGCUGAGACCAUACAAUGAGAGUGAACUGACUGCUGAGCUGACAAAUGCACUCAGGAGGGAGAAGAAACUGAAAGCAAGAGUGCAGGAGUUAGUGAGUGCUUUGGAGAGACUCACAAAGAGCAGUGAAAUCAGACAUCAGCAGUCUGCAGAAUUUGUUAAUGACCUUAAAAGGGCAAACAGCAACUUGGUAGCAGCUUAUGAAAAAGCAAAGAAAAAGCAUCAAAACAAGCUGAAGAAACUGGAAUCACAAAUGAUGGCCAUGGUGGAGAGACACGAAACCCAAGUAAGAAUGCUCAAACAAAGAAUAGCUUUACUGGAAGAAGAGAACUCCAGACCACACACCAAUGAAACUUCACUCUAAGUGCAUCUCUUUAAAGGAUGCUUAGUGCCAUUACAACUUUAUUUCUUUUGGAGGUUGACUUUUAGGUAGCUUCAAAUGUUAAAAGCUCUGAUUGUUAAUGCUGACAAAACUUAAAAGCUCCUUCUCUGGGAUCCCAGAGAGGUAUAAUGGGGAUAAUAAAAGUGUUAACCUUAAGGACUGUUUCAUAAUGUAAAAUGGCAGUGCCUGAAUUAUCAUGCUAUAAUUGUGUACAUUGCGUUGUUAUGUCUGUAUUCAUACAGCUUCUCCUGUCACCCAUGGGUGACAGUGUCACACAGCAGAAUAAUUCAUGUUAAGAGGUUUUCAUUUGAGUAGUUUGGAGAUCAUGUGAAGUUUUCCCAGUCCCUGAGCUCUCUGCACACAAGUCCACACUUGUACCCUCAUGACUCGCUGCUGUGGUUACCCCACCAAACAGGCAGCUGCAGAGUGGGGGUCACAGCCUGGCUGGCUUUUUCUUUGUGCCCUGCUUGCAAUUCUGCUGCUCACAGUGCAGGUCAGGUAGGAAAACUCCUGUUGAUUUGGGAAAAAAACAAAGCAUAGUUGCAUCUCUGAGAAUUAUGAUAAAAGUGUAAUUCUUACAGUGCAUACGAGGGGCCAAAGGCUGUGGGUUUCACCAUGCCACACAGACACUCUGUGCCAAGGGUGGAUACGAAAUAACAGAAGAUGUCCUGGUAAUUAUAUUGCAUGGUGUUUGCAACUGCUUUGUAGAAAAAGUUGUUUUUUCUUGCUAUAUACACUAUAUCCAAGGUUUUCUUUAAGAAGCUGGGCCAUUUUUGUCACGUGUGUUGUGCUUAUUACAGCUUACUGUGAUCAAGAGGUAGAAUGUCUUCUUUUUAUCCUUUUUUUUUUUGACCAAAAAAAGGUAUUUAAAUAAUGUACCUGUUUAAUAUUGAAUACAUAGGCACAAAAUUAUAGAUGUGUAGAUGUACGGAUAUCCAGCCACAAACAGAAUGUGAAUGGUGAAGUCUUACAGCUUUCUUAGGUUAGUUUUUGUUACUGCUAACAUUCUCUUGUUUAAAUCAUGUAUUACUGUAUUAUCAAACUGACUGAAGUGCAAAUUUUGUCUUGUUAGGUAAAUGAACAUUAAGCAAAUCAUGGGGAUCAGGUUGAUUUCUGUAGGGGUCAAAAUACAGGAGUCUGCCAUAGCACCUGUUAUAUUCAGAAUUUGCCUUUUUUUUUGACAGAGUAUGUAAAAAAGCUUUAUGUGUGUUUUAAAAAGCCAAGCUAUAGUCCCUUCACUGUGUUAGCCUGUUGCUGUGUUAUGCCUCUGCUUUGCAUUUUCCAGGCUGAUUUUCAGUGAAUCUGAUUUCAGGAGAUGUUUAUUGUUUUUGCUUUACAUGUUGAGUUGCACCUCAAGUUUUUUACUAGUGUAUUUAGAAUUAUGAUAAGUUUUCUCAUUUAUUCCUCCCAUUACUAGUACUAAGGAAAUAUUUGAGAGGACUCUGCCUACUGUUGGGUUAGUUCAGACAACAUAGUUACAGAAUUUGUGUUCAGAAUGUGGCAUUAUUGUUAAGUCUUGGUUACAUCUGGAAGUGCAGCAGUUGGUUUUCCAUCUCUUACUGCUGUAGCUGCUGUUGUCUUCUGUCCUUAGAGCAGUUGUUCCUACUUCUCUGGAGUCUAGUACAUCAUCCACAAAGCCAGCAUCACAUGUGGUUGAUUGCAACGGCAAAUUAAAACAAUGCUGAUUUCAAAAUUUUUAGGUAGUGAUGUUCUGGUUUUGAUCAGUCCUCUUUCUCAGAAUAAUUGCACUUCUUAAUUUAUAAUGUGAUUAGAAAUUAUUGCAAAUUAGUCUCUUGAGGGAGGGAGGAGGCACAUUGAUUUCUUCUUUCUCUGUGGUUCUGCUUAGCAGCUCUCUAUGGUGUUUCCACUUUUUUGGCCCACUUUUCUCAUGCCCAGGAGGGUGGGGGUUUGCUGUCAGCUUCAGCAGCUGAGCAUACUUGUUCUGAAGAACCACAAAGGAAAGUAUCCACCAUGUGCUGUGGCAAAAAUGUAGUUACACUUUUGUCUUCCAGCAUCUGAAACACCCGUGUGACGUGAGGUCACCUCAGAAUGUCCAUGUGAAAUACCUUCCACUGGAGAGGACAGGAACCAUACUGCACUGAGCUGCCUCUUAGGCUCAUUUUUCCCCCUGUUUAGAUUAAUGGAAUUACAGAAUGGUUUGGGUUGGAAAGGACCCUAAAAAUCAUCUUCUUACAAUCCCUUUCUGUGGCAGGGACAUCUUCCACUGGAUCAGGUUGCUCCAAGACCCAUCCAACCUGGCCUUGGACAUUCCAGGGAUGGGGCAGCCACAAUUCCUCUGGACAACCUGGGCCAGUGCCUCAGUGCCCUCACA
Messenger RNA from Camarhynchus parvulus, 10666 nucleotides. It is a transcript of the gene MCC, whose product is annotated as MCC regulator of WNT signaling pathway. Gene Ontology annotation, molecular function: calcium ion binding. The transcript is spliced from 17 exons. Gene Ontology annotation, cellular component: cytoplasm. NCBI's taxonomy places the organism in Eukaryota, Metazoa, Chordata, Aves, Passeriformes, Thraupidae. Bases 5839 to 8316 code for a protein of 825 amino acids. Gene Ontology annotation, biological process: negative regulation of canonical Wnt signaling pathway. The record is from RefSeq and is a predicted model, not a curated record.